Molecule: messenger RNA, 739 nt
Organism: Sipha flava (yellow sugarcane aphid)
Lineage: Eukaryota; Metazoa; Arthropoda; Insecta; Hemiptera; Aphididae
Product: protein C10
Exons: 3
Coding region: 286-636 (116 amino acids)
Biological process (GO): post-embryonic development
Source: RefSeq, a predicted model, not a curated record
CUGCGUUGACGACGUGUCGCUGCGACGGUGAACGCGAUAUUCUUAUCGGUUUCGUAACGCGUGUUAUCAAUACGCACUGAUGGCCGGUUGAUUAGCCCCGAUCUCGAUUUAUGCUUCCGAAACAAUACCGUACCGGUAUCGAGAUCGUACGUUCGCGAGUGAAUCGCUUUUCAGCGUUUGUAUCUCGAAAGUCACUGUGUUCGAUCCUCCCUUAAACCAAACAAUCGUUUCGCACGGUCAGUCAUAGUACGUUAAUUGGUCGUCGCUUCCGCAAACAAAACGACAAUGACUGCGUCCCUUCAGUUGGACUCUAACACCGUAAGAGUAAUUUUGGCUGAAAUACUAGAAUCUCUUACAACAUGUGAAAACGCAUUGAAUUUAGAAGAUGCCAAGAAUAAGGCUGGAAAUGAUAUGUUAAAAGUAAUGCAAUAUGUUUACCCAAUUGUUGUCAAUAUUCAAAUGGAUGUUAUUAAAAGAUAUGGAAUGCCUGAAGGACGAGAAGGAAUAAUUAAAUUUACUAGAAGUGUGGUUGCAUUUGAAAAAGAUGAUAGAGUCGUAGCUGAUUUACACCGUCAGAUACGAUCAUUUUAUUUGCCACCAGUCAAUGUUUCAAGUGCAGUUACCUCACAUGUUUAAUAAUAAUUAUUUAUUAUUUAACGAUUAACUCAAAUUAACCAUAACUUAGAGUAAAGAAAUGGAGGUAUCUAAUAUGAUUUGUUUGUUUUCCAUUUUCUUUUUU